Molecule: messenger RNA, 2916 nt
Organism: Cicer arietinum (chickpea)
Lineage: Eukaryota; Viridiplantae; Streptophyta; Magnoliopsida; Fabales; Fabaceae
Product: P-loop NTPase domain-containing protein LPA1 homolog 1-like
Source: RefSeq, a predicted model, not a curated record
AAGGCGCACCGAAAAUCAGAAUGCUGCACCGCUCAAUAUCUUUCUCAUUCAAACAAAACAAUACCUCUGAAGAAAAAAUAAAAUUCUUCACCCAUACAUUCCUCUUUUGAUUCUUCUCUUUCCUCUCUUCAAUAAUAAUAAUAAUAAGCCGUUCCUCCACAUUACCCUCCUAAAUUCUUUCUCCAUUCUCGAAUUCCAAUUUCAAUUUUUCAAUCUUAGUCUCACAUUGCGGUGAAGUUCCUUUUCGGUUAUUUUUUUUUUCCAAUAAUUAAUGUGGGACCGGGUGGCAUAAACAUUAAACGCCGAUAUAAUAAAUUAACAAUCUUAUUUUGCAAUGCGUUUUGCUUGUGGUGGAAGUUAGCGUUGUUAAUUGUUGUUUUUGAAUGUGUGUGUGAAUGGUUACAGAAUAUGAAUAAUAAUAAUAAUAACGAUAAUAAUCAGGUUCAAGGUGGAAUUGGAGAGGUUAGUAAUAAGAUACUUUACAUAGUAGUUAUUGAUGAUGGUGUUGUUGAGAAGAAAAACAAAGAGAAAGGAAAAGAAUCGUUUCGGUACACGCGUUCCGUUUUGCAGAGUACUCUGCAACUUAUGGGAUGCAAAGCUCGACACGCAUUCAAGAUAAGCCAAAGAGUUUUUGAACGCACAAGAAGCCAGAGUUUUGCUGAUACUUUGCAGCCUGAUGCAGCAGUUUCAUCAGGCCUCGACGCACUCAAGAGAAAUUUUGUGAAAAAAGAAGGUUGUCAUGCUGGUGUUUGCCUAGGUAGAGUAGACCUAGGUAACCAAUCUCUUUUGGGGAAAGAUAAUAGAAGUAAGAGUAUACCAUUUGAGUUGUACAAAAGGCGCACAUCUGUAUUUGUUUGGAGAGAAACGUUUCUAGAAAUUGUAUGUGAUGCUUUGGCUGAGUACAAGUACGUCGGUCCUAACCAGAGAGCUGAUUUGAUUCUAGCCUGCAGAAUCCGUGAACGGAAGGAAUCUGUGACAGUGUUGCUGUGUGGCACUAGUGGUUGUGGCAAAUCCACAUUGUCUGCAUUAUUGGGUAGCAGAUUGGGAAUCACGACAGUGGUAUCAACUGAUUCUAUUAGGCACAUGAUGAGAAGUUUUGCGGAUGAGAAGGAAAACCCCUUGUUGUGGGCUUCUACUUACCAUGCAGGCGAGUGUUUGGAUCCUGUUGCUGUUGCAAAAGCAAAGGCCAGAAGGAAAGCCAAAAAGAUGGCUGGUGUGUCACAUUCGCUUACCAAGGAUGAAGUAAUCAAUGGUCACAAUGCUGGAAAGUCAGAUAUACGGACAUCAGAGACAAGCUCUAGUGCUACUGAGCAUCCGAGUCCGAAACAAAUGGCUAUUGAAGGAUAUAAGGCACAGAGUGAGAUGGUGAUUGACAGCCUUGAUAGGCUAAUCACUGCCUGGGAAGAACGAAAAGAGUCUGUUGUUGUUGAGGGUGUUCACCUGAGCCUCAACUUUGUUAUGGGGCUCAUGAAGAAACAUCCAUCGAUCAUACCAUUCAUGAUAUACAUCACAAAUGAGGAAAAACACUUGGAAAGAUUUGCUGUGCGUGCGAAAUAUAUGACUCUGGAUCCAGCUAAAAACAAGUAUGUGAAGUAUAUCCGAAACAUCAGAACAAUCCAGGAUUAUCUCUGUAAGCGUGCUGAAAAGCAUUUAGUUCCCAAAAUAAACAACACAAAUGUUGAUAAGAGCGUAGCAGCCAUCCAUGCAACUGUCUUCAGCUGUCUACGAAGGCGUGAAGUUGGCGAUCAACUAUAUGAUCCUAUUAGAAAUACUGUAACAGUUGUUUAUGAGGAAUACAGAAAUCAAUGUGCAGCCAAUUCUCUGAGCUCAAAAGGAAUGUUUCAAUUGAUCCAGAGAAAAGGUUCCUCAAGGAGUCUGAUGGCUCUAGUUAAUACAGAUGGGUCUGUGGCAAAGACUUGGCCUGUCAAUUUAGUUGAUAGUAAUGGGAAGCCCAUAUGGGGUCUAGGGGAAGAGAAUGAAAUUGGACAUCCAAUGUAUGGUCCCUUACGGAUCGGGAAGGCAGAGCCUGUAAAUCUACAGUUUGGUUUGUAUGGAAUCAGUGCUUGGCCUAGCGAUGGUGGACCUAGUUGUGCGGGAAGUGUUGAUGAGUCCAGAGCUGAUGGGACUGAUACCGGUAGUAGAUAUCUAUCCUCUUGCUGUAGCUCACCUAGGCUGUCAGAUUUCCCCUCCAAGGAGCUGAAGGAACACUUCUCGGUGGAUGGUAGCGAUGAAGAAAUCGAAGAUCAACUAGAUGUAGGCAGUGACGAGGAUUUCAGUGACGAUGGUGACAAAAAUGUUCACGACGAGGUUGGAUCUGUUGAUGAAGAAUCAACAAAGUCUGAUGAAGAGUACGAUGAUCUUGCAAUGCAAGAUGUGUUGGAAAACGGUUAUUGGUCGGACGAUGAUUAUGAGUUUAAGAGUAAGCUCGCUGUUGAGGAGCUUGGAACUAAAAUCCAUGGAAAUAAGUAUCGUCGCAACCUCGAUCAAUUCCUUAGAUCUAGAAGUGAGCCGGUGCCAAUUGCAGGGGCAUCUCCAGAGCCCCUUUGCUCUUAUUCUUCUAUGCUUGUUGAAAAGGGUGAGAAGAAACUACCAUCAAAUGACAAAGCCAAAUUAAGAAAACGUUCUCUAAGUAUUCCAGCAUUAAGAAAUCAUAGUGCAGCUAUGAAUGAUCCAAUCCUUUCUGGUACUCCUCAAAGGUAGCAGGGUAUGACAAUCAAACCACAAUUGUUUUUUUUUUUGUAGCUUUUGAUAAACUGUAUUUUAAGCCCGCAUGUAAAUAGUAAAGUAGCUACAGCCAAGAUUUUCAUAAUCUUUUGGUUGCUUCAUUGCAUGGUAUGAGGUGUAUUUUAGAUGAAAACCUGCAAACUAACUGGAAAUGGAUCAAUGUUGUGGCUUUGACAUGUCGUAUUGGUUUCA